Eptesicus fuscus (big brown bat) is the source of this 1110-nucleotide messenger RNA. Its product is annotated as bone marrow stromal antigen 2-like. Gene Ontology annotation, molecular function: metalloendopeptidase inhibitor activity. Lineage: Eukaryota; Metazoa; Chordata; Mammalia; Chiroptera; Vespertilionidae. Bases 12 to 797 code for a protein of 261 amino acids. Gene Ontology annotation, biological process: defense response to virus; innate immune response. The record is from RefSeq and is a predicted model, not a curated record. The transcript has 5 exons. Gene Ontology annotation, cellular component: Golgi apparatus; cell surface.
CAUCUCUCAGGAUGGCACCCACUUCUUGCCGCUACUUCCCUUUGCCCACGGAUGAGUUCUCAAAGAAGCUGGGGGACCGCAAGCUGCCAGGGCGGGUGUGGAUUGUGGGGAUCCUGCUGGGCCUACUGGUGGUAGGUCUGCCUGUGGCAGUAAUCAUUUUGGCUGUCAAGGCCAAUAGCCCAGCUUGCAAGGAUGGCCUCCGAGCUGAGCAGGAGUGUCGAAAGAUCACCCACCUCCUGGAGCAGGAGCUGACCCAGGCCCAGGACGUCUUGCGGGGGACUGAGGCCCAAGCCGCCAUUUGCAACCAGACUGUGGAGACCCUGAAGAUUUCCCUGGAAGAGGAGAAGGCUGGGGGCCACAAGCAACAGGAGCUGGUGCAGAAGCUUCAAGAGGAGAUCAAGACAUUGAAUCAGGAGCUGCAGGAGAAAUCCUCGGAGCUGCAGAAGAAAUCUGCAGAGCUGCAGAAGAAAUCCGCGGAGCUGCAGAAGAAAUCCGGGGAUCUGGUGAAGAAAUCUGGGGAGCUGCAGGAGAAAUCCACGGAGCUGGAGAAGAAAUCCGCAGAGCUGCAGAAGAAAUCCGCGGAGCUGGAGAAGAAAUCCUGGGAGCUGGAGAAGAAAUCCACGGAGCUCCAGGAGAAAUCCGAGGAGCUGCAGGAGAAAUCCUGGGAGCUGGAGCAACUAAGGCAAGAGAAUGAAGCCUUGGUCUCUGCCAAGUGCCCCCCCAACUCCGGGAUCAGCCUCCAUCUCUCCAUGGCCCCUGUGCUCCUGACCCUGAGCCUCCAGGCCCUGCUGGCCUGAGUUCCCAGGAAGCCUGCAGGCAAAGCCAUUCUAACCUGGCUGAGAGUUGUACGCCCAGGGACAUGAGGAUUAACUGCAGAAUGCAGUCCAAGCAGAACCAAUUUGGCUCAGUGGAUAGAGCAACUGACUGUAGACUGAAAGGUCCCAGGUUCAAUUCCGGUCAAGGGCAUGUACCUUGGUUGUGGACACAAACCCAGUGGGAGGUGUGCAGGAGGCAGCUGAUCGAUGUUUCUCUCUCAUCGAUGUUUCUAACUCUCUCUCCCUCUCCCUCUCUGUAAAAAAUCAAUUAAAAAAAUAAGAAAAAAUAAUGCAG